This is a messenger RNA of Podarcis lilfordi (Lilford's wall lizard), 18787 nucleotides long. The record is from the annotation of a GenBank genome assembly. Lineage: Eukaryota; Metazoa; Chordata; Lepidosauria; Squamata; Lacertidae.
AUGGGGGUCCUCCUCCUCCGCUGGCCCCCCCUGAUCCUGGGGGCGGCUGCCCACCUGCUGCUGCUCCUGGACUGCGCAGGUAAGGACUGUGCUCUGGGGCGGGGGGAGAAAAUCAUUUCCACUAAGCUUUGGGGCGGGGGGGGGGGACUGGACACAUGAGACUUUGUGAAUUGCAUUUCGUGGGCACUGAAAGGGCGAUCGGGGGGUUUCCUGUCCGAAGCGGAGCCGGAUCCCUUCCCAGACAUCUGUUUCCCAGACAUGGGGCUUGUUUUGUAUGCCGCCCGGGGCAGGGGCCGCUUCACUCCUUGGCUCGUGGCUCAAGCAAAGAACAAAACAAAACUUGAAGGUGUUGGCAGGAUUAAUGGGGGGCAAAGUGACUCGCCUGUCUCGCCCCCCGCAGCUUCGUGUUGACUCUGGUUUGUGUGUGAGUGAGUGAGUGCGUGUCAGACAGAGAGACAGACAGACAGACAGACAGAGUACAGGUCUUCCCUCUUCUAUUUUUUACCUUCCCUCUUCUAACCCUCAGCCGCUCUGAAAACUCAGCUAAAAACCCUGGAGACCAGCCUGGGGGUGGGAGCUGGACGCGUGUAGAGCUGACUUCAUUGCGGGGAGGGAGGACGUCUGAAUAAGGGGUCCCCACCCGCAAUUCCCAAUGUUGUGUUGUUCAGGAGUUCCCUUUCACAGCCACAUUCAUAAUCAGGUUCUCCUGCUUUACAAUUGUAACUCACCCCCCAAAAAACCCCUUCCUGUUGCCUGUCAGAAAUGUAGAUUUUGUAAAUUAUGCAGGGGGCUCCUCUCUGCCGUUUCUGUACAGCCCCUUUCACUACGUUUUGUACACUUCGUAUCUGAAGAAGUGUGCAUGCACAUGAAAUCUUAUACCCAGAACAAACUUAGUUGGUCUCUAAGGUGCUACUGGACAAUUUUUUUAUUUUGACUGCGUCAGACCAACAGGGCUACCUACUUGAAUCUUUAUUGUAAAUAGCUUUUGUGGUUCUCUAAUGGAAAAUGGUAUGAAUAUAAUACAUUAGUUUAAAAGUUGCUUGUUGCAUAAAAAUUCUCAAAGUAACUUAAAAGCUUUAAGAACUAAAGAGUAAGACCUGUUAUUUCUCUCUUAAACCCUCUCCAUAUGGGGGGCUGCCCCCUCACUGUGUCUGCUACAGGGCUGGGCAAAGGGUGGCGGAGACCACUGGUUCCUUCAGAUUCCUCCUCACUUUGGGGUCUCACGUGUGACUCAUUUUGUGGCUCUUUGUCUCCCGACCACUGAGCAGAACUGCCUGUGUUGUUUAGCCAGAUGCCACAACCAGAGGCAGCCUUGCUCUGAGCUCUUGUGGUUUGAAGUGGGGGAAGCCCCUGUCCUGGGAGGGGAGGGUCUUAGAAGUGGGUCCCAUUUGAUCUUGCCUGAAAGGAAACUGAGCCGGAGGGAGGUAGCAGAGUCGACACACCAUCAAGGCGUAUGUAAUUCAAGCAAACUGAUCUUGCAGGUUUACGCUUCCUUGAACUUUGUUUUCCACAGUGGAUCUCCCUCAGCAGGUGGUAGAUUCUACUUCCUUGGAGAUUUGUUAGCAGAGGUUGUAUGGCCAUCUGCCAUGGAUGCUGCAGUCGAGAUGCCAGCAUCGCAGGGGGGUUGGAGCCUCAGAGUCCUGUCUAUGAUUUUUAUUUUAGUUUCCUAGUUGUUUUGAGAUGAGUCACUGGCCAAACUCAAGCGGGCUUCUUCCUCCUUGAGGGUGAAGUUGUCCAGAGUGCAUUCAAGACAAUUUUCACAGGGUCCUCAAGGACCACCUCUUUCUCUAUGAACCCACCCGGACCCUGAGAUCAUCUUCUGAGGUCCUCCUUCCUGUGCCGCCUCCUCUAGAGGUCUGGAGGGCGAAGGGUGGCAGCAAUGCGAGAACAGGGCCUUCUCUGCAGUGGCUCCCUGUCUGUGGAAGGCUCUCCCCAGGGAAGUUUGCCUGGCAUCUUCAUUAUACACCUGUUGACUAAGUCAGGCAAAAACAUUCCCUUUUAACCAGGCCUUUGGUUGAUUUGAUUGACAUCAUUUUAAAAGUGGGGGGGGGGGGGUUUGGGGGGUUGGCUUUUUUAUUAUUGAAUAUUUUGUGGUUUUAUAUUUUGAUUUUGUUCUGUGAGCCAGCCUGAGACCUCCAGGUGUAGGGCGGUAUAUAAAUUCAAUAAAGAAUAAUAAUUAUACGUCCCAUUUCUGCUACCUGAGGCAAAACAGGAAUAGCCUCCUCUGCCCCUUUUAGCACUGUGCCCCUUUACCUUCCGCCAGGAAAAUGCCCCACACAGAUUUUAUGAUCAGCUCCCUCCCUCCCCAAGUCUUUGUGAGCUGUUUCUGUGGGUCUUGGAUAAUCUCUAGGCAGAGAAUGUGUUGGAAGGAAGGCCUCAUCUUUACGCCCAAAUCUGUGAGGCCUUUCUUGGUACUGACAGAGUCAUCUUUUAAAAUUGAGUUUAUACCCCCACCUUCCUCCCAAAGGAGCCCAGGGUGGGAAUUAAGGGGCUGCAGCUGUCUUGGGGGGCCCUCUCUGUGGGGCUCAUCCUGUACCCUGUACAGCGGUGGCCCCAGAGAAGUACCAUGGAGCCUUGGCUCUUUCCCAAUGCACAAAGGAGGCACACAGCCCCCUUAGUACACAUUCACUGUGACUUGGGAAGAGGGUUAAGGAGUGUGGGGAGUGAGCAGAAACAGCAAAAUCUGCUGAUGGACGUCAACAAAAGUUAAUUGCUUCUGAUGGGGAUCUGCUGUGGAGACUCAUUAGGCCCCCUGGUGGCCAGAGCUCUGUCCCCCUUCCUGUGUUCGAUCUCGUGAAGGGGCAAGUGGGGGGAAAGGGGAUGUGGGGCCACAUGUUGAGACCUGACUCCAGAGUUGCUUUUGCCCUCCUGCCCCUGCUAUCCCUGGGGGGCCUCCUUUCUCAAUUGGGGAACCCGCUCUGUGGGUGGCAGCUCAGACCAUUGAAAGAUUGCAGCAUUGGACCAUUGAAACACCGAUUCUCAAAAGGGGAUCCAGGAAGGAUUUCGGAAAUUGCAGGCCAAUUAACUUGACAUCUGUCCCUGGAAAACUGGUGGAAAGUGCAGGAAACUGGAAUGCAUUUAACUUGAAGGAUUUCAACUGUAUGCUGGAUUCACACCAAUUAUAUAUGCAGAAGGCAGAGAGCUCUUUUUGUGCAAGGUUUUCCCAGUACCGAAAGAGCUUUGCAGCUCUCUGCCUUGCACAACAGACUGGCAGGUUCUCACAGGAUCUUGUGGGGCUCUCCUGAGUUCCCAGGAGAUCUUUCCAAAGCCUCCCAGAGCCCAGGAAGCAAGACCCAGGUCAGACCUGUUCAGUGCCUGGCUCCAGAAGGUCAGGUGGUGGGGCAGCUCUGAGGCAGUGGCUUCACUAGGCCCGUUUCUGCAGAUAUGAGCCAUCCCAGUCAGGGCAGACAACUCUGAGCUACCUGGAUCAGUGUUCUGACCCAGGAGGAGGCAGCUUCCUGUUCUCCCAAUAUAUGGAUUUUGCUUCGUCUGGUCUCCCCUCCAUCCACUUCCCAGACCUGAGCCUGCUUAGCUUCCAUUCGGUGCCUGCAUCCUGAGCCUUCAGACCAUGUUGUGGGAGCUCUCAUCAGCUUGGCGCUUGCAAGUGGGGGGCAAUUCCUGCCCCCUUGGCAAAAGGGGAGGGGCUGGCCUCUCUCUCCCUGACACGGAGCCUCAGCAGAGACAUGCAGAGAUUUAGUGCUGCCUGGCAGAGCUUUUUCUCCCCCUCUGCUCCAUGGGCUAAUGUUUGUUUGUUUGUUUGUUUUUUGAAGUUGAUCCAUUUAUUUUAUAGAUGAGACUACAUACAAGGGUCUCUUAUGAGCUCCUGAUUCAUAGAUGUCAGAAUCGAGUCUCUUUACUCUUUUUCUCCCUGACAUACAAUUGACUUAUUCUUCAUCACACACAGAGUUGGUUCAUAUAUGGGAUGUCGAGCUGAAUUCCCUUCAGCAAGAUUGUCAGCCUCAUUCUGUCGGUAGAAUCUUGAUUACUGGCAAUGAGGAAAGGUAAAAAGAAGUCAAGUUGACGUAACAUAAUUUAUGAGAGAUGCAAGCACAGGCCAAAAGACAAGAAUGCUCAGCAAGCCCACCACCUCUGGACAGGCUAUGUAUUGAAACACUAGCUGCAUUUGGACAUAACGCACUAAGCUUUGGGUUCAUGCAUUCCUCUCUUUGCAUGUGGCUACAAGGAGGCGAUUGGAAGCAUGUGCUUUCACUUUCAACUAACAUUGUGUUAUGUCUGAACUGAGAUAAACUGUAGUUAGUUUUACCUAUAGUGUGUCUGAUCAUGCCAAUUUCAUACCACAGUUUAUAAUCCUGGCUUGGUAGGACAAACUCCCCCAAAGCCUGAUAAACUUUGGAUCUCCUAAUUUAUUUAUUUUUUCCCCCAAAAGUUUUUAUUAAUUUUAUAACACAACUUAACAACACAAACAGAAAAACAGAAAAUACAAACAAAUUCUUGUCUUAUCCUUAUUUUUUCUAAACAUUGUUAGGUGAGCUUCCCCAAGUCCCCUGUAUCUGAUUUUCAUUUUACCUCAUCUUUAACAGUUUACAUAUAUCAUAAUUUUUAACCAUUUUUUUAAUCACACUUACUUUUACCAUAAAAAUCUUCACAUUUUAUCCCUUACAAGUAAUAAUAUUUUAAAAGACACUAUGUUCUACUUCUAACCCUACAGCCUAUAUCCACUUCCAUUAGCAUAUUUUUUCAAAUAUUCUUUAAACUUCUUCCAAUCGUCUUCCACUGUCUCAUCUCUCUGGUCUCGGAGUCUCCCAGUCAGUUCGGCAAGUUCCAUAUAGUCCAUAGAUCUCCUAAUUUAGGUCUGCUGCCUGCGAUACAGCAGGAUUAGGAUGCUGCCUUCAUCUGCAGGACCCCUAACUCUCUGCCCCCUUUUCUCUUCCUUUCCAGGCUCCACUUCUCACUCCCUGCGCUACUUCCACACAGCCGUGUCUGAGCCUGGCCAGGGGCUGCCCCAGUUCAUCGCUGUGGGGUACGUGGAUGACCAGCAAAUUGAUCAGUACGACAGUGACACCAAGGAGGAUCUGCCUCGCGUCCCCUGGAUAAGGAAGGUGGAAAAGGAGAUUCCUCAGUACUGGAAAACAGAGACUGAGAAAAGACAGGGCUCUGAGCUGGUGUUCAGGGUGGGUCUGCAGACUCUGCGGAAUCGCUACAACCAGAGCGGAGGUGAGUGGAAGGCAGGAGAGGCAAAGAGUCACACCUCUCCCCCCCCCAAUAAUGUUUCCUCCAAGGGCCAGAAUUGCAGGGAGGGGCUGCUGGGAGGAAAGGAAAUGGAGGGUGAGGGUCUCCACCAGGGCAGAGGCAUCUCCCCUUCCCUUAAUGAAGUUCUUAAUGGGGGCUGGGAUGGUGUGGGGUGGGGGGGACAGAGAACAAGACUUGGAGGGGAGAGACCCGCCCCCCAGUAUGACCCUCUCUGGACCUGCACAUCCUACCAGGGAAAUGUCUCCAUUGCCUGCCCUUCCUUCCAUGCUGGGCUUGGCUUAGGCCUUCUGAGGUAGAAAUCUGUCUAGUUCAUUUUCCUCUGGGCGGGGAAGAGAAGGGAGGGGAUCCUGAGGCUGAGGCAAGCAAGCCUUGAGUUCUGGUCCUGCUAAAGGAGAAGCCAGCUGCCCAGACAGAGGUGCUGAUUGGCUGACCCUUCUGACCAUCACCAAGCCCCUCCCACUCCCUGGCACAGUGUUGAAAGAGAAGCCUUUUUAAGGAACAUGAAUGGACUGGGUUUGGGGGGUCAGAGUGGCAACUACAUGGUUAAAACCAUAAGCAGGGUGGGCACCUGAAGUGGAGGGGUAGACAAGAGCCCCCAAGACCCCCAUACCUCCAGCAUUCAUUAUACAUGUGGACUUACUUUAUUCUCUAAUGGUCUACACUUAGGAAAGAAUAGCAGGACCUUUAGAAAGGUCUUCCACCCCCUUUGUCCAGUUAUGACGAUUUCUGCCACACUCCCCCCCCCCUUCCUCAUCCAACCUUGGAACUGUUACAACAGGAAUCGUUUAAACUCAGUAAAAGCUGGUAGACCUCUGGCAAAAGCCUCUUGGCACACAUUUUUGCUUUUUAAACUUUCUUCUGAAAUGAGUCAAAAGAUGUUCAUCCUUUUGAGAUGUUAGUUGUGUGAAAGGAGCCAGCAUGCUGGAAGGGUGGGGGGAGGCAUUUGUGUUUAGCCCCAAACUUGAGUGACUCCCCCCUCCAAUUGCAAUUUUGGAGCAGAACUUCAGAAGUGGGAGCCUCUGCUGGGUCUGGAGGGAGAUCUCUCUAUGAGUUUGCACCUUUACCUUCCAGGCUUCUCUACUCCCUCACUUCCUAAGCAGGCUCCCUGCUUCAGGACUUUAGCCCUGCCCCUAACAGCACCACAGGUGUCCCAGCACUUCAAACAAUAACUGCAGUGGAGGGGUAGAAAGGUGGGUGAGAUUGACCGGUGGGCUAUGCUGUGAUGUCAGCUUCAGGCUCCUGCCCCUUUUGGCCCAGGGGGACAAUCCUGAUCAGGAUCUGGCCCUGAAGCCAAAGAGAUUCCCCACCUGGGACACAGAAUAAUGGAGGUGGAAGGAGCCUUGCCAAAGGGGUCAGCCGGAGUGUGUCCAGAGCCCUCUGGGGCCUUCGUUGGCCUUGUCAGGCUUGCAAGGAAGAAACCCAGGGGGUCAGCUGAGACCAAGCCAGCGCUGCAAUGGGCAGGUCUGCUUUUCUUGCCGUGGGAUCAGGCCUGGCCUUGCCUUGCAGGCUUCGUCUUGGGCUCCUGGGAAUUCUGCUUCUCCCCCUUUUAAAAAUGGGGAUUGGGUCCCUCCUGAGCCCCUGCACCUGUCCAUGGAAAAUGCCCCAUAAAUGUCACCAAGGGGCGCCUCUCGUUUUCUUAUCAUUUCUUGCAAUUGCUUAGCUCAGAAAAUCCCAAACUAAUGAGGUAGCCACUUUAAAGGUGCCACGGACAGCCCUGGAAAUGUUAUCUGAUCCUAUUUAAAAACAAUGUUGAAGGUAUAGGUGUAUCGGGAUUGAUCUCACUUAACAUCUUGAGGAAACGGGAGGGGAGUGAGCUUCAUUUAUAAAAUGAGGGAGAAAGCAACUUAUGCUGAAGAAGCAAUGAGACAAAGCAACUUCCUCCAAGCAAAAGCUCCAUAUCCAGACCAGCUGGUGGGGCUUGUGGUUUGGUUUGGUUUAUUUUCGUAGGCCAACCACAAACCAUUGUUUGAGUGCAUAAAAAUAACUAUAUCACCUUGGGACAUGGCAUUGUAGAAGAUACUAAUUAUUUAUUUAUUUAUUUAUUUAUUAUUAUUAUUAUUAUUAUUAUUAUUAUUAUUAUUAUUAUUAUUAUAUAUGUUGAGUAGUUCUAGAGGGAGGACUAUAAAGUAGUAGUUCUGUUACAAUCUGUUACUUGCCAGAGGGAGCAAUCUCCCUUCUCCUCCCCCUGCACACCUUUCUGGGGCUUCUCCCGACCCCCCCUAAGCUGAUUUUUGGGUAGCACAUGGGAAGGAGAUGGGAAGAAAGCCCCAGUUGUGUGAGUGAGACUUGUUCCUUCUGGCUCCUGCUAGACUAACUGUGUUAUGCUGAAUCCAGCCCAGAAAAGCAGUAUUUCCUUCAAGAGAGGCUGCUCUCAUCCAGGGCUUUAUAUGCCCCAACUCAAUUCAGCUGUGAGCCAAAGGCUCCUGAGGUGAAAGAGGAAGCCAGAAUUAAGGAGAGAGCAGCCUGGUGUCCUCUGGGACAGCCUCUCCUCCAUUGCUGAACUCCCUCAGGCUACCCAGAAGCUCAAAGAGCUGUUAGGAAAACAUUCUUUAAGAAACAGAUAAAGGUUCCUGGAAGCUUUCAAGAGGGUUCCAGAAUUUUCUUUAGUGUGUAAGAGUGGCACUCUAGGCUUGAUUGGUGUCAGCUGGAGGUGCAAAUAAAGGGAGGAAGUUGCAGGCUGCAAUUUCCGCAAAAGGAAAACACACUCACACUCACACACACUCACACUCACACUCACACACACUCAGCACGCACCCUGACAACAAGGUUGGAAGUAAGACAAUGUUUGCUGCAGAUACUGUGAGUUUUGCUGUGUCAGGAUUGUUAAUUACUGGACUGAGAUGAUAUUGUGCUGGAGAUAUAAGGAGGAAUGUCAGUGGCUUGUAUCUAAUAGUAACAGACAUGCUUGUGCAACCAGUCAAGCAAUAAAGAAGCUCUUGACUGUGAAUUUGAGUCUGACUCCUGUUCUUGUCCUCUGCCUCCGGGGAAAACUCUGCUACAAACAGUCAGAAGUGGUUUGACUGAGAUGCCACCACACAAGCAGUAAAAGUGCAGCGGAAGUGUGGGGGCAGUAACCUCUAAUAAGAGCAGCAGAACUCUGUACAUGGCCAGGAGCAACCAUUGCCAUUUCCCAUCCUGUCUUGGGGUGCCGGACGUAGCUUCUCUCCAUGGUUUUGUUGUGGGAAAUCCAAAUGGCUGUCUGCUGACCCUGCUGGCUGGCCUAGAGGAGACAGGGCUGGGGUCCUCAGCACCCGUGGGCCCUGCCAGGGGUCUCAUCGAGUCCUGUGUGAUGCCACCUGCCAAGUGAAAACACCAGAUCAAUCCUUCAGAUACUGAAAUUGAAGAGCACAUUUAAAAGCCACGAGCAUUAACGUUGUGGAUCUGUAAAAUGGGACACUGGAGGUGCAGCAUGAAGAGUAGCAGAGAUAAGGAUCAUGCCCUCUUUGAUGAAGGAUUUAUUAGUUGGACAUCAACUAGCUAAUGUAAACCAGCUCUUCUUUUAUUAUCAAUCGACUGAAGGUUUUAUUAAAGUAUUUACAAUAUGUAUUUCCCACAAAACUGUAUCAAGAUAGUAUACAACCUGGAAAGAUAUAAUAAAAAUCAGGGAAAAAAUCCAUAGAAUGUACAUAAAACAUCAAUAAAUACUAUUUAUUUAUUUAUUUAUUUAUUUAUUUAUUUAUUUAAAUACAUACACUUAUUGAUUGUAAACCCCCCCCCCAGUAAAAUUAAGAAAAACUCACAACCAUACUUUAAAACACAGGAAGUUAAACUACUAAAACAGAUUAGAAUUACCUCAACUUUCUAGGCAUCUGGGUAGGCUUGUCUAAACAGGAUUUUUUUUUAGCAGGUACCAAAAAUUCAGUAUUUAUUGAAAGUGAGAGCUAGGGCAGGUGUUUGACAUUUUUAGUACACACAGGGUUGCAUCCAAUACUGUUAUAUUUCGAGUAGACCCAUUGAAAUCAGUGCAUUAAAAACAGAAAUGCCAAAUCACUUCCGUGGGUCUACUCUGAGUAGGGGUUGCAUUAGAUACCACCCCAGAUCUUGGAUGAUGCAUCCAGUCCAAGUGCCAUCUCUGAAAAGUGAGCCGCGAGGAAACUGCUCUGUCUGAAUGUCCGGCUCCCCAGGCUGCCUUUGGCUGAGAUCCUGGCAGACGUGCUGUGCCCCCUUCUUUCCCCUGUGCCCCCAGGAGACCCCUUGAGGCCUCACUUCCAAGUUCUCUGGCCUGGGAGCCACAGGACACAGACUCCUGGUCUCUCCUCCUCUCUCCUGCGCUUCUGGAUGCGGCCCUUGCAGGAGCAGAGGGAGGUGGGGCAGGGAAGGGGCACUCAGCUCUGGGGGGCAAUGAGCAGCCAAGCAAGGUCUGUCCUCCAGCUCUGUCCUCUCCCCAGGAAAGCUCCCAGCUCUUCACAGCAUAGACUGCCCUGAUGGUGCUGAGCAUCAAAGGGAAGAGGCAUGGCCUUUUGAAAAGCAACAAGUUGGCUUAACAUCAGCAUUUAAUUAUUUUCACCAGGAGCAAAGGAUUCAGUAUAUAGCCAAAGUGGGUUUAGGCACACAUUUACAAACAUCUGUUUGUUCCAUCAUUUAUAUCUUUAUAUUCCACUCCAUGAGCACAGUUACCUUUCAGUUGUCCUUGAACCUGGGUUCAAAUCCCUCAAAUGCAUCACUUGCUUAAUAUUAUACAGUGGUACCUUGGUUCUCAAACUUAAUUCGUUCUGGAAUUCCUUUCCAAAACCAAAGCGUUCCAAAACCGAGGUGCGCUUUCCAUAGAAAGUAAUGCAAAACGGAUUAAUCCGUUCCAGACUUUUAAAAGCAACCCUUAAAACAGCAAUUUAACCCAAAUUUUACUAUCUAACGAGACCAUUGGUCCAUAAAAUGAAAGCAAUAAUCAAUGUACUGUACUAUAAAACAAAUAAGACAGUAUUGUAGAUGAUAAAAAUUAAAAUUAUUACUUUUUUCCUUACCUGCACUGAUGAUAGUCGUUGUUUGGAUGGGGGGCUUUUAUCCAUUUCCGCAGUCACACAGUCAAUAAAUCGUAUCAGUAGCUGAACUGGGUUCCACACAGUAACGAAAACAAAUUAACCGAAAAAGCCACAAAAACGCAAAAUAAAUACAGUCAUGCCUCUUCUUGCGAACGCUCCAUGUUGCGUUUUUUUCAGGUUAAGAACACGGCAAACCCGGAAGUAUUUACACAUGCGCACAAGCGCCACUCUGGUUACGGACAUUUCGGGGUGCGAACGGCACCCCGGAACGGAUCGUGUCCGCAACCAGAGGUACCACUGUAGCAAAAACAAAAGCGCCAAAUACAGUUGUACCUUGGUUCUCGAACUGAAUCCAUUCCAGAAGUCCGUUUGACUUCCGAAAUGUUCGAAAACCAAGACGCAGCUUCUGAUUGGUGCAGGUGCCCCGCAAACAAGAGCCGACAGCUGCAUCGGAUGUUCGGCUUCCGAAAAACAUUUAAAAACCGGAACACUUACUUCUGGGUUUUUGGCGUUUGGGAACCAGGCCGUUUGAGAACCAAAGCACCACUGUAUAUCACAGCCUUUCAUUUAGAAACUGCAAAAAAGAUUUAACACGGGGAAAAAGAUGGUGAUUGCGAUACAGCAGUGGUGAGAAAACCUCCUUCAAAUCUUAAAUUGCUACCCACAUAAGCUAACUAAGCGAAUUACUUGAUCUGAAGACUGCAGGUUAAUCCAGAGCGAGGAGUUUACAUUCAGCCCAUACUCAGACUUACGGUUGUCCGAAGUGAGGCCUCCCUGGGCACCAGUGUACAAAAGUACUUGUAUUGCAGGGCAGAGGGGACACAAUAAUGGAAAGUUCUACGGAAGAAGACUCUGCAGUGGCAGGCACAGAUGUCUUCCCUCCACCCCCCAUGCCUGUUAUUUGUGGCACAAAACAAGGAUGCCGGCUGACGCUUGGCUCUCUCCCUGGCACCGUUGGCAUUGGCUUUGUGGCAAAGGAGUAAUAGGGAGGGAUCCUGGAAGAGAGCAAAGAGCUGGGAAUCCAGUUGGAAAUCCAGCCGUGGCACUGCCAAUUUUGAAAUGGGGGGGGGGGUUUCCCAGGCAGCAAGUUUAUUGUAGCUGCAUUAUUGAGGUGCCAAUAUGCCCCCCCCAGUCUGCUGCAAUCAUGACCCCAGAAUAAGCACAGCUAUGAGUCCCCCCCCCCCAUGAAACGUCUUCCCUCUGCCUCCUCAUCCUCCCCACUGCCCUGGUGAACUGGGGGUGGGGGGCGGCCGGGUUCUGCAGUGCUGGAGACGACAGGAAGGAAGGAUAGUGUCCCUAUUCCAUAUUCCAUAGGGAGAUGGGGGCCCCCACAGGGAUGCUGGCUGUCAGCCCCCCUUUCUCCUUGGAGCCUUUCAGAAUCCAUCAGGUUGUCUGAACUGCUCACCCCACCUUCUGGGGGGCUGAUAGAGAACGGGGCCCCACAUCUGGCAGUUGCUCUUCUUAAAAACCUGCCUUACCCCAUGGAACUGACUGCCAGGAAAGAGUCCCUCAACAAGAGAGUUCAGAAAUGGGCUAGUCACAUUCUUCCCAGCUGGUUUUAGGCGUCUGGUGUGUGGGCAGCCAGGAUCACAAACCGAUUUUAUUUUAUUUUAAUUUCCAAUUGUAACUGCUCAGUCCUCUGCAUGUUUACUUGGAAGUAAGUCCAAGCCCACUCAGUGUGACUUACCUUCAAGUAAAUAUGCAAAGACAAAUAUAUGAAACAUGUAAUGAGAGAAUCAAAAUGAUCUGUCCCAUUUAGGGAUUACGGGACUUCAAAAUGAUUGUUUAAAUGUUGUUGUUGUUGUUUUGAAGAUUUGGUGGUGGCCCCCUGGGGUGGGCAGGAGGAUGCAGGGACCCCCCAUCUUUGACAAGGGCAGCCUGGCUUCUGCUGAGAAGGGGGGCCAUUUUGAAGUGGGGCAAACCCCCCUUGCGGCUAUGAGGAAACGUCUUUUUCCGAAGGCCCUUCCAUGACUUCCCUCCUUUUAGGGAAAAGGUCCUUGAUAUGGAGAAGCUGGGGGGAGAGAGAUGGAGGGGAAGAGGAGACCUUCUCUCUUGAAAGGGCCCCCAAUGUGUGGGUGUCCCCCUUCCAUGUUGCCCCUUUCUUCUUUAUGGGGGGGGGGCAUCUGAGGCAUCCCUCCCAAAGGGGCAAGAUCCAGAGGAGCAGAGCUGGGGGGAAAGAGGGACAGACUGUGACCUCCGACCUGCAAGGGAUGCUCCCCACCCCUCCCCCGCCUCCAGGGAGUUGGGAGAAUCCACUAGGAAUUGGGGGAGGGGGGGAGACUGUGAGGCGAUGAGAGAGAGGAGGGCAAUUAAAGGGGGGUUUUAUAGGCUCAGGAUUGUAGCGUUUCCCUCAGUGAACGUGUUAUGCGGAUGAGCCUUCAGAAAGAUGCAAUGCUGGUUGAUUUUUCUGACUGCUGCCUCUUCCCUGAGUCUGAGGGAAAUAAAUCCUUUUUCCUGGGCUCUUUUGCUGAUGGGGGAGGGGCUGCUCUGACCCCCCUUGACCUCCUGGGCCUCCUUUGGUCCUUCCAGGGAUCCACACCCUUCAGAGGAUGUCUGGCUGUGAGCUGAGGUCAGACGGGCGCAAAGGAGGAGGGUAUUGGCAGUACAGCUAUGACGGGAGAGACUUCAUCGCCUUUGACAAGGAGACCCACACCUGGACGGCAGCUGAUACAGGGGCCCAAGCGACCAAGAGGAAGUGGGAUCCUGACAACGCCCGGAACGAGUACCUGAAAGCCUACCUGGAGGAGGAGUGCAUUGAGUGGCUGCAGAGAUACCUGGAGUACGGGAAGGAGACUCUGCUGAGGACAGGUGAGGGGGGGCAGUGGGGAGGGGAGGGGGGCUCAGUGGGGCAGUUUCCCUACAAGCUCCCCUCCCCCCCUUAACAAUCUUCCUUUCUGGACCAAACAGCAAACACUUUUCUUGGUGGUGGUGGCAGAAAUAAGUUGGGGCCUCUGGGAGGAGAAAAGGGGUCACUUCAGAGUAUGAUGUGGGGGGGGAGAUGCUUAAAAACAGCCCCACAUGCCUAGACUAAGGGAUGGCAAAAGACAAAUGGGGGGAGGGGACACAAAGAAACAGCAGGGAAGGGGCCAGGAAAGCAAAAUGCAUUUUAGGUAAAAACAUAAAAUUGAAAUGGACAGAUUUGAGGCGGGAUACAGAAAAACAUUCUGCCUUUACACUUGGGUAGGGGAAAGUGGGGCAGAUUGAUGCAGAAAAAUUCAAUCUCAUAUUUUAUGUACCAAAAUGAGUCAAAUAAUAAAAAAAUUGAUUUAUGCAUGGCAUAACUAAUCAAUAUUAUAUUAUUUUUUUUAAAUGAUAUUUAAAUAUUUAAAUGAUAUUUAUUGAAGUUUCACAUAAAAAGAGACAUCUUAAUAAGAGAAAAACAAUAAAUAAAUAAAUUUAAAAGUAAAAAGAGAAAUACAAAAUACAAAAGAAAAAGAAAGAAAAAACAGUUAAAAACAAUUCCAUCUUUUCAUUAUAACUUUUACAUUAACUUGAUUUCCCGGACCUCCUCAUACCUCCCUCUUUUGUAUUCCAAUUCAAUUUGUUUGUUCAGCAAUUCCUUUCCCUCCUUUUUAAUCCCAAUCCUUAAUCUUAAUAUAAUAUAACAUUAAAUUUUAACCUAUUAAAAGCCAAUUUUCCAUUUCUUUUAACUUUUUUGAUCCUAAUCCUUAAUCUUGAUCUAUAUAUAACUUUAAAGCCUGUACAGCUAGAAGCCACUUCAUUUCAAUCCAACAUCACUCUAACAUUCUUUAAUUUUGCAAUAUUUCCGUAAGUAAUCUUUGAAUUUCUUCCAAUCUUCUUCCACCGACUCUUCUCCCUGGUCACGGAUUCCCCAUGCCUAGAAUAAGGGAUGGCAAAAGACAAAUGGGGGGAGGGGGAAGAAAGAAACAGCAGGGAAGGGGCCAGGAAAGCAAAAUGCAUUUUAAAUUAAGUAAAAAAAGAAAAUUGAAAUGGACAGAUUUGAGGCAGAAUAAUGAAAAGCCUUUUGCCUUUACACUUGGGUAGGGGAAAGUGGGGAAAGUCUUUAAAACUAUAUUAAUUAACCUUCUUUAAAAUAGAAAAUGUGUGGGGAGCCCCCUCACUAAGUCUGUAGGUUAGCCACUCGUGGCCUAGAAGCAGAAAUCCUGCACAUAGUGAGAGAGUAUGGGAAGUCCCUCUUCUACCUUCUUGUAUUUUUUAUUUGUGAGGAAUUUUACUUUUUCCCAUGGGGAACAUUCAAUCCCGUGCCUUGAAAUGGUGCAGUCCACACUUCUGCCUUCAGGAAUUUGGCACAGGUGCCAAUCAAAUGAUCAAGUGUUUUGACUGGCUUUCUUCCUGUCUCGUAUUAGUUUUGCUAAUGUGAACAUUAAUUAAAAAUGAAAUAAUUCUAGCACCCUCCGUUUUUGAGGCCUGACACAUACGUAUUAGCCGCCAUUUCCACUCCAGGGGAGGCUGCCGUGGAGAAGGGAGAUGGGCCCUUUCCAACCUCAAGGGACCCUUUCAGGGCAGGCGGGAGAACUAGAAAGGAGCUCUGUCUUUCCCAGGGCUGUUGGCUUUGUUCACUAACUAUUGGGCUGAAAAGUCCCGGAGAACAGAGAGCAGCGAGUCCAGCAUUUCUUCCCCCUCGAGAGAGGAACCAGGAUCAGCCUGAGCUACCUCCUGCUAUGGAUGUCUCUCUGCUAACCCCAAUGCGGCCCUUUUUGCAGAGGCUCCGGUGGUGAAGGUGACCAGGAAGGCAGACUAUGACGGCCUGGAGACCCUCGUUUGCCAAGUCCACGGCUUCUACCCCAAGGAGAUUGAGGCCAACUGGGUGAAGGACGGGGAGGUCUGGCAGGAGGGCACCCUCCGAGGAUUGGUCGCCCCCAACUCGGACGGGACCUACUAUCUCUUGCUCAGUGUCCAGAUCGACCCCGAGGAGAGGGAGCGCUUCCGGUGCCGCGUGGAGCAUGACAGUCUGGAGAAGCCUCUGGACGUGGCCUGGGAGAAGGAGCCUGGUGAGAGACAGACAGACAGACAGGAGGGGAAGGGGUGGGCUCUGGGAGGGGGAUUUCCACCCAACUCCUCCCUUCAGCAGCAGCGCAGCUCAGAUGGGGAGCCCCAGUUGGAUCCUGUCUAUGUCUCUGGAGGGAACUAACUGAAUCAGAAUCGGUAGAUUUCGACAGAGAUGCAGCCAUUUCUGGCAAGUGUCUCAUAGGCCUUGAAUUCAAAUUGGAUGUCGUAGGUAAAAACUAGCCGUCACCUUUUUGCCUUUAAGCCCAAGUAGUUGUGAUGUCAAAGAAUGUGGGCACAUAUUUUACUGCUUCAGAAUCAAACUUACUCACAGUCACUGCGGCUGAAAAAGGAGCAACGAACUUAAAAGAGGGAGUCCCAGACUGACUGUACUUCACAGUGAAAAAGAUUCUCACUCGCUCUUCCUCACAAGCACGCCCAGCUACGAAAACUGAUACUCAUCUCCACUCAGCCCAAACAUCCGCACACCGUUGGGAAGAGCAAGCAGUGUUUCUAGUAAUGCUUGUCUCUCACACACUGCCAGGAAAGCUGUGCCUGCAGGAACCAAAGCAGAAAGUCUAAGAGCAAGACUCCCUUUUCCCCAGCAGGAGCACAUGAACGCACAUCCCCACCCACACCCCAGACUCCCCUUCUCACAGGCAGGCAAGCGAGAAUUAUGGAAGCGGCCCCUGAGCCAAAGACUCACACAGGCAGGGCAGAGGGGACCAGGGCUCACUCACUAGCGCUACGGACUUCAGAGAUUCCACCCAAACAAAAAAACCUGGACAUUUUUCCUCAUUUUAAGAAUCUGUCUGGACAGACAUUUUAAGUCUGAAAAAGAGGGUGCAUCCAGGAAAAACCGGACGUAUGGCAACCCUACACAAGAUGCUUCUUCCUAAGGGUUUGUGCCUUCCCUGAAGGCCUGUAAUGCUGGGCUCUGGGGGGUCUCAGAGGGGAGGGAAUCCCUUCCUCUCAGGGUCAUGACAGAGAAGGCUGAAGCGCCUGAGCAGGAGGAGACCUGCUUUUAAGUCUGGAGUCUGUGAUGAAACAGGUGUGCCUGUCAACUGUCUUCCUUAAAUGAAUUGGUUAUUUUAAAGACCUCUAAUGCUGGACUCUGGUGGAAAAAAAUCUCCCUUGUAUCGGGGCCACUACAGAGAGGACCUUGGCCUGUCAGGAGAGAGAGAGAGGGCUUGCUUUGCACAUGUAAAAUCCUCCCGGGCUCAUAGCUCAGCACCUCCACUCCAAUCUCCUGCUUGAGGCCUUGGGGAGCUGCUGCCGCCAGUCUGAAUAAAAAUAUCUCUUGUCCCCUUUCAGUCAACUUGUGGCUCAUUCUGGGAGCUAUUUUGGGUGUUGUGGUCCUGCUUGUCGCUGUGAUCUCUGGGAUCAUCUUCUUCAUCCGCAGUAAGUAAACCCUGGAUGCAUUUGCUGCCUCUCCUAUGUCCUUCUGUCUUGGCCUCCGACUGGGAAUGUCCUGGUGGAGCUUCCUAGCAACUGCCCCUUGUAUCCCUAGAGAGACCCCUCCCCAUAAAACUGUGAGAUUUUGACCAGCUUCGGCCCAUCUGAAGCUGAUACAGGCUCGUCUCAUCUUGAGCCCAAGCAGAGUAGUCCACACAGCAGAAGGAUAAGCAGUAUGUGCCACAUUCUUAACUUUAUUUCCACUCUAUGCUGAGAGAAUACAAACAUGCAUCUUGCCUCUGUGAGAGCAGAGAAGCAACUCCUCUCGGAAACAAAGAACACCGAGAGAACAGUGAAAAACAGGAAACCAGUGUACGUCACAUCCAGUCUCCCAUUCCUGUGGGAAUCCAACAGUAACUCUGACUGUGGAAUGCAAAACAAUGUCUUGUGACUGCAGUUGCUGCUCAGUGAGGGAAAUAGAAACCAACAAAAACACCCUUUGAACAUGAACCAAAAGUCCUGUUGCUCAUUGCUUUGUGCUCACUCUGUGCUCAGGAAAUUCACUUUCCACCUGACGUUUUAAUCCAUCCUAAGCCUUCAAUCCUGUGCACACUUAGCAGGGAGCCUUCCUUACACAUCUUUAGGCCCCAGGCAAAAACGUUUCUCUCGAACCAGGCCUUGAGCUUUUAAAUGUGAGUUACUGGUUUGUUUUUGUUUUAUUAUGUUGUGCUCUCAUUUUGUAUUUUUAUUUGGAGAAUCACCAAAAUAAUAAUCCAAAAAUGAAUGAGUGAAGGGACUGGAUAAUGUCCCUCUUGGAAUUUGUCCACUGCCUGGUUUCCUCAUGUUGACUUUUUUAUUUAAUUUCCUCAAUUUUUUCUACUUCUUUGUAAAAUGAGUUCCUUGAAAUGCUCACCUUCUGGGCUCCCCUUCCUUGGAGGUUUUUGGAAGAGACAAGAGGAGCAUCUGCUGGGAAGGUUUCAGCAUCUGAGAACCAAAUGGUCGAAAUGGGAUGGGUGGCCUCUGGAGGUCCCUUCCAGCUCUGACCUUCUGCUUUUGUCUUCACAGGGAAACAGAGUGAGAAAUCAGCCUACAAAGCAGCCUCAAGUGAGUAACUCCUCCCCUCUCUCUGUCUGACAUAUUUCCCCCCAAUAUAGAGAAGGAACAGGUUACAAACAGACAAAACUAAACCUGGUGGUGGCCUGGUCCUUAAGCCCAAGACCCUGAUGGAAAGCUUAAGCCUGUCUGCUCAGCCUGUCUGUGGACAGCAAGGGGUCCCUCAGGGCCAGGAAAAGGCUGCAGAGAGACUGUCGGCUGAGGGAGGGGCUCCAAGAAGGAGCAGGAGGAAGAGCCGAGGGUGCGGGAGAGAGGGAUCUCUGGGGGUUUAAUUUACUGGAACCUGAAGCUAAAGAAUUGGUUCGUCGGCUCAAGUCUGUGGGUGUCAGGAACCCUCCCCUCUGAAUUUGGCACCACUGCUCCCCCCCCCCCGCUUCUGCCUUUCUGCCCUCUUCCUUCCCAAAUCACACCCACCUCCACUUCAGUCCCCCGCUGCCUCCAUGCCAGGCUGUGCCCCUCUCUCUGCCCUCCAGCACCUGCUUCUCCCCCCACUGCUGCCCUUGAGCCCCCUUGCCUCUGGGCUGCCUGUCCCUGAACUCUUCUUAGGCCCCUCCCCAUAUUGAGACUGAUUUGGGAUGGGGUCGGAAGGAGGGAGGAGAAGGGCUGUGGGGAUGUGAUCUCCCUCCCCGGGAUCCUGAUUCCUGUAUUUCCUCCCUUUUGCAGCAAGUGACCAGGGGUCCGACAGCUCCGCCAGGGGUAAGUGGGGGUGCAGGUGGGGGCAAAGGGAGUCUCUUGCAGAAGACUCCGUGGGGAAUAUCCCCAAAUGGUGAAAAGCUUCUGCUUUCCUGUUACCCACCUUGGGAGUCACAUUUUGGGUUCUGAAUGAGAGUCACAUUUUGGGUUCUGGAAGGGAUUUCUCCUAGUAGGACUGCUUUGUGUCCUCCUGGCAUUCCCCCAAAGUGUGCAGCUUGGCUCACUUGCUUGAGCUGCCCUCUGCAGGCCCAUUUUGGUGGUGCUCCUUAGGUCUGAUUUGACAUGAUGUGGGAUGGUGGCUUUCCUUGUGAGGCUGGACUAGAUGGCCUUUGGGUUCCCACUAGCUCUGUAAUGUUGAUGUCCCCACACUAUGAUGUUGGCUUAACUUUGAAACACUCCUUUUCUUUUUCCCUUCAGUUGGUGUGUGA